GUCUAAGGAAAAGGAAUCUUUUAUAAUGGCUGGAAAAUUCCGUGGUGACGUUGGAAAAUUAACUAAACCGAAAAAAAACAGGGCAUCCCUAAAGCUAAAGAAGAGCAAAGUGACUUUUCUGGUGAAGCGUAGCCCUAAACUCACGGACGAUGUCCUGCAUAACCGCCUAGCCGAGCUCACCAAUGGUUCCGAGGAAAUCAAGUCCUCCAAGGCCCCUGAGCCGUCAAAAGGGGUGCAGAAGAAACCCGUCGGGAAGGCCGCAAUCGAGAUUGUGGGCAAAACCAAGGAAAAGUUCGUCCCCGAGGAAGCGGUGGCGCCUCAGCGCACGACGGCGGAGGCGAUUGGCCUCAAAAUUCUACAUCGCGCCGUCAAAAGUCAGGGCCAUAAUCGCCUUUUGCCGCAUCAAAAUCGCCAUGAUUUUGAAUAUCGCCUGCGCACGGUCGCGACGAUGGGCGUUGUGCGGCUUUUUAACUCCCUCGCCCAGGCCCGCCGCGCGAGCUCGGCGAUCGACACGGACUUGAAGUACCUCACCGCGGACAAACUAAACGAGCGAAAGCAAACCGUCUCCAAAGAAGCCUUUCUCGAAGCGCUUCGACAGUAA
Messenger RNA from Phytomonas sp. Hart1, 601 nucleotides. NCBI's taxonomy places the organism in Eukaryota, Euglenozoa, Kinetoplastea, Trypanosomatida, Trypanosomatidae. The record is from the annotation of a GenBank genome assembly.